Drechmeria coniospora is the source of this 1221-nucleotide messenger RNA. Its product is annotated as putative CBF1-centromere binding factor 1. Lineage: Eukaryota; Fungi; Ascomycota; Sordariomycetes; Hypocreales; Ophiocordycipitaceae. Gene Ontology annotation, molecular function: DNA-binding transcription factor activity; protein dimerization activity. The transcript has 3 exons. Gene Ontology annotation, cellular component: nucleus. Bases 1 to 1221 code for a protein of 406 amino acids. The record is from RefSeq and is a predicted model, not a curated record.
AUGGUGCAAAAAAAUAUCUCAAACGGCAAUGGCAAUGGCAGCGCCAACGCCAACGACGGCGGCAUCCGUCCCCCGACGACGCCGCAAGCAGAUGCUCUCGCGAUGCACGCCCUGCGUGUGCAAUCUCUUCGUCAAGAUGCAUCCAUCACUGCACUUCGCGCCCAAGGCAGCCAUCGUAUCGUCUCCAAACUCAACGGCAACGGUGACAACCCGUUCAUCUCUUCAGAAACCAUGUCUGAGUCUGUUGCCAUCGAGCAGCCCGACCUCUCCAGUCUCACUGGGUCGCCGGGGCAGAAGCGGAAGCGAAACGAGGACAGCCCGGACGCGCUUCGUGCGAAGCGGACUGCCCCUCCGGCCGCCAUGACCGUUGACACGGCCGCCUUCAUCGAGAGCGCCAUUGAAGCGACGCAGGCUGCGGCUGUAAGUGGCGUGAAUGUCGCCGACUUCAAUGCACUGCAACGGGCCGCCGCCGCCGACCACUCCGAGCCGACAGACACGUCCAGCGCGACGACCACGGCUCAGGCAGCGCUUGGCAUGUACCCAACACUUCACGUGCCACCGUCCACCGAGGAGCAGUUCGCCGCCCAGGUGGUGGCGGAAACCGAGCAUCAUGAGCAUGAGCAUGAGCACGAACACGAGCAUGAGCACGAGCAUGGCCAUGGUCAUGAUCAUGACAACACAUUCAAUCCGGACAUGGCGGUGCCGGAUGGCAUGCUGUCGGAAACGGCCGACGCGCCCCCGAACCAGCAACAGCCGCCUCCGGCCCCCGGACCCAACGGGGUGCAAGCGCAGGGCCACCGGUUCGUCAGCUCGACCGGCACGCCAGCCGCGAAGCCUAGCGUCGGAUCCGAAGAGUGGCAUAAGAUGCGAAAAGACAACCACAAAGAAGUGGAGCGACGGCGACGUGAGACGAUCAACGAGGGCAUCAACGAACUCGCUAAAAUCGUGCCGGGAUGCGAGAAGAACAAGGGGUCGAUCUUGCAGCGUGCUGUGAGCUUCAUCCAGCAGCUGAAGGAGAACGAGCAGCAGAACAUUGAGAAGUGGACUCUGGAGAAGCUGCUUACGGAGCAGGCCAUCACCGAGCUCAGCGCCUCAAACGACAAGCUCAAGGCGGAAUGUGAGCGUCUCUACCGAGAGCUGGAGACGUGGAAGCGGGUCGCCCAAAACGCCGGCCUUGAGCCUCCCCAACCAAAGGAGGAGCCGGGUGCGGCGCCGAGCUAG